Molecule: messenger RNA, 2628 nt
Organism: Podarcis raffonei (Aeolian wall lizard)
Lineage: Eukaryota; Metazoa; Chordata; Lepidosauria; Squamata; Lacertidae
Product: vomeronasal type-2 receptor 26-like
Exons: 6
Coding region: 1-2628 (875 amino acids)
Biological process (GO): G protein-coupled receptor signaling pathway
Cellular component (GO): membrane
Molecular function (GO): G protein-coupled receptor activity
Source: RefSeq, a predicted model, not a curated record
AUGUUGAGAAUGACAAUGCUGCUACUACUUCUGCCUCCCAUUGUCUGCCAAGUAGAUAUUAUGAGAUGUCUCAGAGAUGAUCCCCUCCCUGUUCCACAUGAUUUGUACCAGGCAGGUGGUCUCCUCAUUGGUGGGAUUGUGUCUCAGAUCUCUUAUUUUUUCAAUGAAGUGUCUUUCAAGGAACAUCCGUCUCAGAAAAUGUUUGAUGUUCCACAUGUGGUGACCAAGUUCUACUCACACAUCUUGGCCUUGGUGUUUGCCAUAAAUGACAUAAACAAGAAUCCCAAGAUGCUACCUAAUGUCACACUUGGUUUCCACAUCUCUGAUAGCUUUUAUGAUGCAAGGAUGACCUAUCGCACCACACUGGAUCUGAUCUUCAAGUCCGAGAGUUUCCUUCCCAACUACAAAUGUGGGGCACAAAAAAACCUCCUAGCAAUUAUUGGAGGACUUGGAUCUGACACUUCUUUUCAUAUGAGGGACAUCACAAGUCUCUACAAGAUCCCACAGCUUACAUAUGGUUCAUUUGCUCCAGAUGAGAUCCAAAGUAUGGAAGGCCCUCCUUUUUACCGCAUGGUUCCAAAUGAAAACCUUCAGUAUAUGGGCAUUAUCUGCCUACUUCAGCACUUUAGGUGGACCUGGGUUGGGCUCUUUGUGGUGGAGGAUAACAGUGGAGAGCAAUUCCUUAAAAUACUGGAGACAUUGUUUUCCAGGCAUGGAAUCUGUUCAGCCUUCACAAAAAGAAUUCCACAAGCAGCUCGUUUGGAGGAGCUUUUAAAUCACUUUCAUGACAUGAAUGUAAUUAGUGUAUCUUACACAGAUUAUAAAGCCAAUGCAAAUAUUGUAUAUGGAGAUCCUGUAACAGUUCUAUGGCUGAGAACUUUUCUAGGUUCACGAGAUUCUGGAAAUAAUGAAAAUGGAUUAUUUGGAAAGGUGUGGAUUAUGACAACCCAGAUAGAAUUUGUAUUAUCUGGGAUUUCAAGAGGGCUAGAUUUCCAGAUGUUCCAGGGUGCCAUUUCCUUUGCAAUUCACACAAAAGAGGUACCAGGGUUCAGGGGAUUUCUUCAGAACAUAAAACCAAAGAGGACUCAAGGAGAUGGUUUUCUGAAAGAUUUCUGGGAGCAAGCCUUUGACUGUUUACUUCCAGAUCCAGGGAUGCUUGAAAUGGAUGAUGACACAUGUACUGGAGAGGAGAGGCUGGAAAGUCUCCCCGCAGGUCUUUUUGAAAUGCACAUGAAUGGUCAGAGCUACAGCAUUUACAAUGCUGUAUAUCUCAUUGCUCAUGCUUUGCAUGCCAUGUACUCAUCUAGAUCCAGGCACAGACCAACCAUGGUUGGUAGCAGUGUUGACGUUCUGCCCCUGCAGGCUUGGCAGCUCCACAUGUUUCUUCAAGGCAUUUCAUUCAACAACUCAGUUGGAGAAACAAUGGCCUUUGAUGAUGAAUGGGAAAUGGGUUGUGGCUUUGACAUAACAAACAUGAUUACUUUCCCAAACAAGUCAUUCCAGAGAGUGAAAGUUGGAAGGGUUGAUACCAAUGCCCUUGAUGGAAAAGUAUUCCUGAUCAACGAUGAUAUAAUUGUGUGGCCAAGACGUUUUAAUGAGGUGCUUCCCGUUUCUUCGUGCAAUGAACAUUGCCAGCCUGGUAAUCAGAAGAAGAAAAAGGAAGGGGAGAAAUCUUGCUGCUAUGAUUGUGCUCUGUGCCCAGAAGGGAAGAUUUCUAACCAGACUGAUGUGGAUGACUGUUUCAUAUGUCCAGGAGCUCAGUAUCCAAGCAAGAAUAAAAAUGGUUGCACCCCCAAAGAUGUAGCCUUUCUGUCAUAUGAUGAACCUUUAGGGAUCGCUUUAGUCUCAACUGCGGUUUCCUUUUCUCUGAUCACAGCCCUCGUGUUAGGAAUAUUUAUUAAACACAAAGAUACGCCAAUCAUGAAAGCCAACAACCGGGACCUCUCAUAUACUCUCCUUGUCUCCCUCCUGUUUUGUUUCCUAUCUUCUUUGUUAUUCCUUGGCCAACCUGGGAAAGUGACCUGCCUUCUCCGACAACCAACUUUCGGCAUCAUCUUUUCAGUGGCUGUUUCUUGUGUGUUGGCAAAGACCACCAUAGUUUCUCUAGCAUUCAUGGCUACAAAACCAGGAUCCAGAAUAAAGAAAUGGGUGGGAAGAAAAGUGGCCCAUUCAAUUGUAAUUUGCUGUUCUCUUAUUCAAAUAUGCUUGUGUACUGUGUGGCUGGCAACCUCUCCUCCAUUUUCAGAUUUAGACAUGUACUCAGCAAAAAAAGAAAUCAUUCUGCAAUGUAAUGAAGGGUCAGUCGUCAUGUUCUACUGUGUGUUGGGCUACAUGGGUCUUCUGGCCAUCACCAGCUUCAUUGUGGCAUUCCUUGCCCGCAAGUUGCCCGAUAGUUUUAAUGAAGCCAAAUUCAUCACUUUCAGCAUGUUGGCCUUUUGCAGUGUUUGGUUGUCCUUUAUUCCCACUUACCUGAGCACAAGAGGGAAAGGCAUGGUGGCUGUGGAGAUCUUCUCCAUCUUGGCCUCCACUGCUGGGUUGCUGGGUUGUAUCUUUUGCCCGAAAUGCUACAUCAUUAUGCUGAGGCCAGAGCUGAAUAGCAGGGAGCAACUGAUAAGGAGAAAGCAUUGA